GGCACUUUGAAUGUGGGUCCCUCGACACUAUGAUUUUAAUGCUGACAUAAGUUUUGGAUACUAAUGUUGAAUAUCAGCGGAUAGUUCUUAAUUUUCUUUCUGUGAAGUGGGGUCCUUUCAUAUAGUGUUUCAAUUUCCUUCUAAGAUGCCUUCUUUUUCUACCAUAUGUUUCCUAUAUUUCAUCCUUCUACACCCUUCUUGUUAAACUAUUCUCAGCUAUUCUACUAACAUGUGUACUGUACUUCACACUCUCCACAGCUCCACAUUUCAUUCCCUCACUCCUCAUUGUUUUACCCAUCCAACAUACAUUAGCUACUUUUCAGAAAACAAAAGCAAAUUUACACUGCUUAUACUCUUAAGGACAACCCCUUCCUGUUCAAAUUUCAGUUCCAUAUGUCAGGGCUGGGAGUAAGCAUUGUAUAUUAUCUCUUGGCCCUUUCUUAACUCAUACUAACUUUCCUGCCUUUCAUUAUAAUAUUCACCUCUCCUACCACUCUUCUUCCACUUAUUAUCCACUCUUAUUUCACUUAUUAUCCACUCUUAUUUCACUUUCCAUAUUCCAGUUUUUAUUAAAUAAUGCCUCUGAGUAUUUACAAUUUAGUGCCUCUUUCAGUCUCUCUUACCUCAUUUUAUUAUCUCACUAUUACUGCUCUCAAACAUUUACUUUUUCCUACAUUUACCUUCAACAUUCUUCACUAUAAAACUCGGUCAUCAUUUUUUAUAAUUCCUCCUAACUCUCAGGUGAUCUUGACUUUAAUUCCCUAUCAAGGUCAUCCACUGAUGAUAGGUCCGUGAAAAGAUAAAAAGGUUUUGGCAAAGAUUUAAGUAAGCAGUAAAGCAAAGCAUUUUAAUAUUUGUAUUUAGCACUAAAAGUAGAAUAUUAAAAGCUUUGAACAAUAUGAAAUUCUAUAUUGGUAUUUUUUUCGGUUAGGCUAGUCUAUCGAGACAAUUUGAUAGAGUGGACACCAUAUUCUGGUUCACUAAGAAUUUGUGGGUUAGCCAAUUCUUUCCAACCUACUAAGAGUUCUGGUUCACCAUGAUUCAUUCGAGCAAGUUUCCACUGUAUGCGAGUAACAACUAAGCACAAGAGGGAAACUGGGAAUCCUUACUCAAAUAGUGGGGAAUGGUGACUCAUUUCUUUACUCGUUAACAAGACUAAUUACUUGUACUAGUAUGUUCAUUAUUAUAUUUUAUAUAUUACAGUAUUUUGUAUUCGUAUGAGAGCUCCUUACCCUUUGACCUUUUUCAUCUUCUUACAGGCAGUGCUAUACUCAUUUAAUGAAUUGUAUUUUUUUCAGAAUUUAAUAAUGGGAGCCAUUCACGGGAAAGGUCGGUUCAAGUGCAGUGAUUGUCAUCAGCCUUUUUCUUGGCGUUUAGAUCUUGCUGAACAUGUUAAGCAAUGUAAAACUCUCCAGCAAAGAAAAAACAAGGAUCAGCAGGCAGAGUAUUAUCUGUUGGAGUCAUGUUUCCUCUGUGGCUGCCAGCUGUCUGGGGUACAGUCUGAAGAGGCAUCUUUUGUCAAAGGUCUCCAAAAGCUCUUUCACUCAAAAAGGUCAUUUAUAGAGGUACUGGAAAUAAUUGUUCAAGAUCCUUCCUUAGCCUACCUAGACCAACACACCAUUGGUCUCUGCAAGGAUUGUAUGAAUGCUGUUAACAAAUGGGAUGAGAUGGAGCAACAGAUAUUAACUAUUGCUAAAUCACUCUACAAUUCAUACAGAUUAAAAGGCAGAAAAGGUGGCACAAAACACUUGCCGAAGAAAAUAGUAACAGACAGUAAAGAGCAGCAAAAGAUGAUUAUUGGAAGUGUAAAUGAUGCAGAGAAUGAGGAGGAUGAAGUAAAUGCUGAUGACCAUGAGUCAGCAAUUCUUGAAGGAAUUGUGAAGCAGGAAAAACCAUCAGAUCUGGCUGGCCAGUAUGAUACAUUCCAAGAUUGUAAACAAAAGGAAUAUACCUGCGACUGUGGAAAGACUGUAAGAGGCCUUGAUGUAUUUGUGGAGCAUCAGUUACGUGAAGGAUGCAGGGUCAAGAUUAAUGAGUACUCUUGCAAGUAUUGUGGCUCUGUAUUUGCUGAAAAAAAAUUGUUGAUUGUCCACAAGAAAGCGUGUAUUGAAGCGUCUUUGAUCAAUGGAGCCCAUGAAUGUGACAUCUGUGGCAGAAGAUUUCUGGUUCGUGGUCGAGUAGAAACUCAUAAGAGAAAUGUCCAUAGCAUUGGGACUUCUCACAAGAGAAAUGUCCAUAGCACUGGGACUGGUGACCAACAGUUAUGCAGUUAUUGUGGUCGCACAUUUGGGUCAAGCUAUAACAUGAAAAAUCAUCUUGCUCGAGAACAUGGUAUUGGGCAAAUUGAAGUGGUUGUCUGUGAGUUAUGUGGUGGGAAAUUUUCUGAUCAUUCAAGUUUACGUAACCACAUGAAAAACAUUCAUGGGGAGCGGAAGUAUUCAUGCGAGACCUGUGGAAAAAUGUUUGCUACUCCUGGCAUGCGCAAUCAUCACAUAAAUGAGAUGCAUAAUAAUACUUACAAUUAUGAAUGCAACUUAUGUGGUGAACAGUUCCAUGUUAGUUUCAAAUAUAGGUAUCACAUGCGGAAAAUGCAUAACACUCUUCAGUAUGCUUGUGAUGACUGUGGACGAACCUUUAUCAUGCGCAGUGACCUCUUCCGACAUGUUCGUGGUGUUCACAUGGGAAUACGUGAUCCCAAACGCUAUCCAUGUAAAGUCUGUGGUCGACUCUUUCCCAGUAAAUAUAAGGUUGUACGUCACAUGAGCAGCCAUGGAUUCUUGGCAUCUAAAGUUGACAAGAACAUAUUAGAACAGCAUGUUACUCAAGCUGAUUCUGCUAACACUCAACACGAACAGAAUGAAUCAGUUGUUACCGCAAGACUGACUGAGGUAUCUACAGACAAUAGCGAUGGAACAAGUAUUGAUGUCCAUCAGCUUCCAGUUUCUGAAAUAUACUCUGGACCUCAUAUCACAACACUCACACCUGAAAUACUACAGAGUGGGGUGACCCAAGACAUGGUUGCAACAGAAACUAUGGUUGUUGGUUCAAUGUCAAGCAUUGUAGUCUCUACAUCAUCCAUCCCAGAGAGUAUCACAGCUGAGCUUCACCAUCCCAACCAUGAACCUCACCACCACCACCAGAAUCAUCAGGAACCACACCAUCAUGAGCAAACACCAGACCCUGAUCAGCAUUUUCGCAGAGGAAAUUCGUUAAUGCAACAGUCUUUAACUUCAUCCAUCAUUCCAGUGCAACAAAUGAUUGUGAUCCAAGACUCGGUCACUCUUCCAGGUCAUAGUGAAUUUUCUGUUCCAACACCAACAAGUCAAGUCAUCUCUGUUCCACAGUCUACAAGCCAGGUAAUAUCUGUUCCACCAGGUUCAGGACAAGUCAUAUCUGUUUCUCACUCAAAUAGCCAGGUCAUCUCGGUUCCAACAGUCAGUAGCCAAGUUAUUUCUGGCACUAUUAACACACCUCAAGCUUUUGCUGUGCCUCUACCUCAACAUACAAAUCAAGUCAAUAGUCAACAAAAGCUUCCUGCAAUACAUUAUCAGUAUUUUUCUUCCUAAAAUAGUUUAUUUAUCAAAGAUGUGUUUUACAGAAAGUAUAAUCUAUUUCAGAUUUAUUGACAGUAAAUGACGUUAUUUUUUAAUCCUCCAAUUGUCAUUAUCCAAUGUCAGUUGUAGGAAUGAAGGUGCUCUGUUGAAGUAGAUGUAGAGGAACAAAAAGUAUUUGUACAUUCUGUAGUUACCAAUAAACAUUAAAGAGUUUAACAUGAAUUGUUUUAAUUCUACAGUCGGUGACUAGUAAAGAUAUCAGAACAAUAUGUGAACAUUAAUAUUAAAGUGUACAUGCAUUUAUCCAAAAAUUUGUAAACUUUAUUAAUGUAUAAUUUAACACAUACAGUAGUGCAUAUUUGCCUACAAUUUCAUAUUAAAAUCAUAAGGUAAAGACAUUUCUAAUACAAUAUUGUGUUACAAAAAAUUAAACUUUAAAGAAAUAAA
Messenger RNA from Procambarus clarkii (red swamp crayfish), 4001 nucleotides. NCBI's taxonomy places the organism in Eukaryota, Metazoa, Arthropoda, Malacostraca, Decapoda, Cambaridae. The record is from RefSeq and is a predicted model, not a curated record.